AUGGUUCUGAAUAAGGUGUACCUGCUCACCAUCCUGGUGCUGUUUUACCUGCCAAAUGAGGAUGACGACUACUUGGGCAAAUUAAUCAACAUUUCGAAGAAGAUAACAAAAUACGCACAAAACAAUAAGGCUAAAAUUGCCAAAGUAUUGGCUACAUCAGCACUUUCAGCUUAUUCACUCAAUUGGGUAUACCAGACAGGUGUCACAUUGCAAAGCGAACCACACUACUCCCUGUUCGUCCCCUCCAACAGCUACUUAAACAAUGCAAUUAAAAAGAUUAAGAAAAAUUAUCAAAUAAAAAAGUGCAUAUUUAAAGAGGACAAAAUUUUCGAAAGGAAUUUCCACCACGAAUAUGCCAACUCAGAAAUGGGACAAAUAUAUCUUGUGAACAAUUUGGUAAAUUUUUUAAAUUUCUUACCCUACAAGUGGAAAAAAAAAUGUACAUACAACUUUGGUAAAUAUAAAGAAUUUGAAAAUGCCGAAAAUCUUUUUGACUACAUCAGAAUAGGGAAGCAUGAAGGACCCAUUUUGUUGUUCCAGGGGAAAUUAAAAAAACAGUACUGGAUACAUUUGCCACUAAAGUAUGAAAUUGUGAAAGAGGGGGAAGAAGGUUCUCUUUGCACACUUACAUUUACACCGUUACACAAAUAUUAUUCUGAUUAUACUGUCCAGAUAAAACUGUUCAAGGAGAAGGAAACUAAUAAAGUUACCCUUAUCACCUCUGUUAAAUGCGCCAAGAAGAAUGAUGAGAAGGGAAAUUCCUUCUACAUAAAUGUGGUUAAAAAUAUUGCCAUGUUUUUAACACAUGAUAUUUUUGAAGGAAUAAAUAACAACAUCCAUGUGGUGCUCAGAAGGAAUGCAAACUGUACAAAAACGAUUAACAGAUCGAAUGUCCCUUUAAAAAGGAAAAAAAAAAAACAAUCUUCAGUUCGUCCUCUCGCCGGUCAUCACGCCGUGGAGUUUUAA
Molecule: messenger RNA, 966 nt
Organism: Plasmodium coatneyi
Lineage: Eukaryota; Apicomplexa; Aconoidasida; Haemosporida; Plasmodiidae
Exons: 2
Coding region: 1-966 (321 amino acids)
Source: RefSeq, a predicted model, not a curated record